This is a messenger RNA of Microstroma glucosiphilum, 2660 nucleotides long. RefSeq lists its product as hypothetical. Gene Ontology annotation, cellular component: core mediator complex; mediator complex. The transcript has 2 exons. Lineage: Eukaryota; Fungi; Basidiomycota; Exobasidiomycetes; Microstromatales; Microstromataceae. The coding region runs from base 71 to 2380 and encodes 769 amino acids. Gene Ontology annotation, biological process: regulation of transcription by RNA polymerase II. Gene Ontology annotation, molecular function: transcription coregulator activity. The record is from RefSeq and is a predicted model, not a curated record.
CGCAUACAAGCAGCCUCCAGCUUCAUUGCCUUGAUCCAUCUUCGUACCUCCGUCAUCGGGGCUGCGGAACAUGACAGAUACGGUGGGCGCUCACCCUCUGCUGCUCCACCUCGAACCACCGCCGGGCGCUCCUUCAAGCAGCCGGCUACCUCCUUCGCCUCGUGAAGCUCCCCUCUCAGAGCGGCUCUUGCGCCUCUGGACCGAACGAGGCGACUUCUCCAAGUUCUCGAUAGACCAGCUCAACGACGAACUUGAUGCUCCAGCAAAAGAAGGCGAAGCAAAGGCCUCUGAUAGUGUGGCGAUCGGAUGGGGACCAGAUGGGGAAGAGUCGUAUGGCAAGCUCGCGGCAGAGCAGGACCACAAGGGAAAGGCCAAGGAGGUCGAUACUUCGCCAAUGACAAUGGAAGAGUUCGUACAGCUCAAGGAAGAUAUCAUGGGAAGACUGCAAAUCGCUCAACAAUCGCUGUACUCCUCCCAGGCCCUCGUAUCUCUCCUGGUAGCUUCCCAUAAGUCCAAAGGAGCCCAGCAAAACCUCGCUCUCGACUCGGCAUCUGUAGCCGCAACUCGUCCGGGAUCCAUUGCCGCCUCAAGGGCCGAGUCCCCAGCUCCCUCGAAUGCUUCCGCAGGUGUUGGCGGGGAGAAGCGUCACCCUGCUGGUAGCGCAGCUGCUGUAGAGGCGGAAUUUGGUUUGGACCCAUACUCGAUCGCUUUGACUUCGAUAGAGAGAUCAAACAUCAAGAAUGAGAGCUUGCACCAGCCGAGCGAGGAGCGAACGGGCGGAGGGGACCUCAAGAGCAGGAGGAAGCUAAUCACCUUGCCUGAAUUCGAGCAUGAAGCGGAGAGGGACGAGUACACAGAGGGACGGCGUACAGCUCUCGCCCACAAGCGGCAGAGUAUGGCAAGAGCCAUCGACAUCCUCAGGGCUGGCGCUCAGAGGCUAGGUGGGGAGACCACCUCGGCAGAGGUGCUGCAGCCGGGGCAGAUCAGCGAGAUCGAAUCUGCGCCGGCAAGCUCGAAGCGAAGUGCAACUGAUUCAGCGCAACGAUGGAGAGCACUACGUCAGGCGCAGUCCAACGGCUGGGGCAUCACUCCUGGUCGACCAGGACGGUCUGCCUUUGGCGCAAGAAUGCGGCUCGACGAAGGAGAGCAAGAUGCCUGGAUCGGGUUCGGCAUCCCUGAGUCGAAGCCUCAGUACCGACGCACUGCUCUGGCUUACCUCCGUCGUGAUAUGCCUACAGAUACAGGGUCCGCGACCGGUUCAGACAAGACAAAGCGUGAUGGGGAUUUGCUCGUCUUUGCCUCGAGACUGAAGAAGAGACUACGUGUAGCAUUCGUCUUUCAAAGCGGUGAGCGCGGGGACGAGGAGAUCAGCAUCAUGUCAGAGCCACUGCGAGCACACCAGGAAGACGGAGAGUCUGAGACCAUCGACGACAGUCUCCGAUCUGCACAAGCCGAGCUGGCCGAUCGCGAGCUCUUCGACGAGGUCGUUGCCGAGGCCCGGAUCCUGUCAAGUCAGGGUGCGGUGAACAGUCUCCACACGGACGAAUCGGUGACCAUCAACAUCGGUCCGACAAUGCGACUCGUGUUCCAAAUGGUCGAGGCUGAUGUUGGUGGGACUGAGACCGCCACUGGAUCAGGAGGUGUGGAUGAAAAUGUCAGAAAGGAUGUUGGCAAGACGAGUAGCGACACCUCCGCUCUGCUCUCCCUUGUCAUUGCCUACCUCAAGCUCUCCUUAGUCAAACGAUAUCAGUCCAGGGCCGAUGCCGUGCUCGCAAAGGAGACCAAGCCGAGUUCAGGUACACGUCCAGCAGGCACUACUGGCGCAGCAGCAGCGGCUUCGAACAAGGGUGAUGCAACGGAUCCCACCGGUCCAACGAAGGCCAAAGUCGCACCAGCCGUCUCGGACGCAAGCACCAAGCCUGCCGCCACCGCCCCCGUCGAUCCGUGGGAACAAGCCUCCUUCCUCCUCCCUCUCUUGGCGCUACUCCACUACCUCUCUUUCACUUCACAGGUUCGCCAGAUCCUCUCCAGCAACGGGACUUCCUCACAACAGCCGCAGAAGAGCGACUCGUACUCCUUCGACGCGUUCCAGUCUCUCCCUUCUCCCGCUCGCUGGCUGAACGCCUUCCUGUAUGGAUCGCCCAAAGAGGUCAAGGGUGCCAUGCGUUCCCUCAGUGGCAGCGGAACCAUCUUCAGCAGCCAGAACAGCGAGAAUGCAGAGAAGACCGUGUUGCUAGAAGUGACGUGUAGGUACCCUGAUGAAUUGAGCAUUCAUCUGCCUCUGAGGAGGAGGGUGGACGGAGCGCUGGGCGUCACGUUGGGUCGGAUUGGGCUGGGAGAGUUGCGAGAGAUUGUCAAGGAAAUCUCAGAGGAAAAGUGAAGAAAGUCGUCUUCAUUGUAUGCAGAUACAAGUACAAUUUCAUUCGUUAUUCUUCAAUUCGUCUCCCCAUCUUCAGCUUCACUCCCCGCACCGUCACCCUCUGCUUUCUUCCUCUUUCUGUCCUUUUUCUUCUUCCACCAGCCCUUUUCCUUCUCUUCAGCCUUGCGCGCCUCCUCCUGCUCUGCCUGUAGCAGCAUCCGGGAGACAUUCGAGGGGAGGGAAGAGGUAGAGAGGCCCUGCAGUCGGCCUGUACCCUCGGCUGGCUCGUCCUCACUUUCUU